Messenger RNA from Oreochromis aureus, 3298 nucleotides. RefSeq names its product otoraplin. The transcript has 4 exons. NCBI's taxonomy places the organism in Eukaryota, Metazoa, Chordata, Actinopteri, Cichliformes, Cichlidae. Gene Ontology annotation, biological process: cartilage condensation. Gene Ontology annotation, molecular function: protein binding. The record is from RefSeq and is a predicted model, not a curated record. Bases 2613 to 3002 code for a protein of 129 amino acids.
AAGUACGUACAUGUCCAGCUUGUUUACAAAGUUGAUGACGUCUAAAAUAUAUCACCAGGAAUGUUACCUACAUGCCAACGCCCUUGAGGCUUUAUUACCUCAAGUUUUGUAUUUGUAUGGCAUUUCUGUGAAGAUUCAGCUUCAUUAUUUCAGCUGCUAAGAAAGAAAACCUACUUUGCAACACCGACGUUAUAAUUACUAACAAUUACUAUCUAGUCAGGUAAACUGAAAGUGGUUUGUUGAAUUGAUACCGAGCAAGCAGGGAAAAACAACUGAGGGAAUUGUAAAAUGUUGUGAUUUCUUGACCAUAAGUUAGACAAGAUGCGUUGAAAAUACAGCUCUUAUAUAUAAAAUCCUCGGGAACACAGUGCGUGAAAGGACAACAUUGAACUUUUCAAAUAGAUUACUAUUUGAAAAUUUAAACUUGAUUGGGCUUUGUUAUAUUUGCAAUCGAAAUAUAUUUCAACCAGAACCUCAUGACCGUCAAGCACAUUUAUCUUCAACGUUGUAAUCACUUUAGGUACUUACAUCUUAAAUUGGUGAUUUUGUCAUUCUUGUACUGCUAAGAUUAAGGGAUUUAUUUCUUUACACGUCAUAUACGCAAGGUUUUUCAAUUCAUGUCUGGCUGUAAGCUGUUUCACAGACAGUUCAUGGAAAGACCCGAUUUUACACAAUAGUUUGUAAUUUUGUUUGACCUAUAUUUUUUGCAGCCGCUUUAGCGACACCCAAAGGAAAUGAUGUGUAAGCUAAACAUUUUACAAACUCGAUAUGAAUCACAAUGCUGUGCAAAAGUCUUGUUACCCUUUGUUUCUUUAUAUUUUGCUAGUAAAGUGGGAACUAGGUGCAGCCUUUUAUUGAAAUAUGUGCAAACAUAAAUGCAAACAGAGUUUGCAAGGUAAAAAUUUUUUUAUAAGUCUAACAAGCUUGAAAGACAAUAUUAUGGCCGCUUUAUUCUUCAGCAUGAUGAUGAGCUCUGCCGUAGCAAGGUUUCUUGCAGUUUCUUUAAGUAGUCUUCAGGAAUAGUUCCCCAGGACAUUAUAAGCUCUCCUUUUGGAUGUUGGCUGCCUUUCAUUCUCUUCGCUAUCAAAAUGAUCCCACACUGCUUCAGUAAUGUUAUAGUCUAGGCCAAUCCAUGACUGAUAGUGUGUGAGUGUGUGUGUGUGUGUGUUUUUAUCCAGGCAUUUUCAGUGUGUUUUGGAUCGUUGCCAAAACUAAGCGAUUGCAAAUCUGACACUUCAGAAAUGGCAUUGCAUGAUGGAUCUGAUGGUACUUUUCUACAAUCAUAACUGCAACAAUUCUAAGAAGACACUAACACUAACAGAACCGCUGCUGUUUCACAGGUGGCUGUAGGCACUCACUGUUGUAUGUCUAACCUGACCUCCCUCCUACAUAGUGAUGAUGAUCUUGUGUAAUAUGGAGUACUUCAGCAUUUUCUAUCUGUUUCCCUUUCUUAAGCAUGUAAGCAUGUUUCCUUUUUAAACAGCCACACUUCCACUGAUGAUUCCUAAUUGAUGAUUAGGCUUCAGUGAAUAGUAGAUGGAUCAACUGAAGGCCCAGAUAUACGUCUCAGGUCCCGUGUCAAGUCUCUGGUGGAUCUUAUUCUGUUUAUUAAAGGAGAGCAUGAUUUUUAGAUACUGUUCAACUGCUAUAGACAGGUUUGUAGGCUGCUUCUUGUUUUGUUCCCCACUUGUCCAAUUUCCUCAAAUGUUUUAAUGGACACACUGCACACUUUGCCAAGGUACAGCGAGAUUUUAGCUAAUAGCACCUUAGGAAUUGCCUUAUUGGUGCAAAAAUACUAUUUUAUACCUGUCAAACUGUGUUAUCUUGUGCAUUAUGCUGGAAUUCAGUUAAAGACAUGGGAACAAUUGAUGUGUUUUGGCAACAGGCUGCUACUAAAGACACAAUUUAAAAUAGAUUCUUUGCAAAGUUGUCUGUUAUGUGUAGACUCAACACUGGUUCAUUCUAUGAGUUAAGUAAAAAUGUUUUGCUUCAGUGAUUCAUAGGUCAGUGAAAGUAGUCAGGUGCAACAACUGGACAGAAAAUGAGUCAGCAGCCAAUGUUCAAAGAAAAACUUUGAAAGGCCUACAAAAAAACUAAAGAACUACUCCUCAAGACCACUUAAAAAAAUUACAACAAAGUCUGGCUCCUUGGAAGCAACAUUUAAAGGGAUGAGUGGUAGCAUAAGACUUUUGAACAGUACUUUAUUUGCAUAUUUAUUGAAGUUGGUUUAUGGUUAAAUCGAUUUGAUAAAUCUUAAAGCUGGUUGACUGUAAAGAAAUAUAGCUUUUAAAGGCCUUUACUGCUUACAAAUGUGUUUUUUUGUAGAGUGCAACACUUACAGUUUACAGCAAACGUUCUUUCUGCAAAGAGGCUGAGAAUUGAGAAAAGUCAGCCAACUCCCCUGAUGGAAAUGAAUACUUACAGAGUUUGGAAUUUCUGAAACUCGACACUGAUUGGUUAGUCGAUGUGUGAUGAAGGGGCUCAGCCCAUUCUGUCCUGGCUGAGAGAAGUGUUUGUGAUUUUUAUAGUCUUAAGUUCCAUCAAACAUCUGCAUUCACAUCCGGACGUACACACACUCACAACAGUCGGUUGUUCUUGGUCUUUUGGCGAGGAUGGGUUAUCCACUGGUGAUUCUGUUGUGUGUGGGACUGCUACACCAGACCACGAGGGCUGUCCUCAUGGAUAAACUAGCAGACCAGAAGAUUUGCGGAGAUGCAGAGUGCUCAUAUGUUCUCUCCAUGGCCACAAUCUUGGAUGACUUCAUAUCUCCUGACUGCCGAUUCCUCAACCUCAGAAAGGGUCAGGUGGUUUAUGUGUACUCCAAACUCAUUGCAGCAGAGGGCGCUGGAGUCUUCUGGUCUGGAAGCAUUUACAGUGAGCGGUACGUGGACCAGAUGGGCGUCAUUGGAUACUUCCCUGCAACUGUGGUGAAGGAGACACAGAGGUUUACAGAAAACACAGUUAAGAUCCAAACAACUGACAUGGACUUCUACUGCGAUUAAGGGACUGAAACCUCUUGCUUUUCAACUCUUUCUGUUAGUAACUCUGGCAUUUAUAAAGGACAAAGCAUGCAGACAUUUAGUCAAUGAGUCUUUUUGUCUAUAUCAUUCCAACAUUUUGAUUAUAUAAAUAUAUAAAAGUUAAAGAAAUGAGUUUUCCAGACACCUUUUUUAUGAUUUUUCUUGACUAGUAAUUGCAAUCAUAUUGUACUUGUCUUUGUUACACAUCUGAAAACUGGCUUGGAGCUGCUUAUGCUGAGAAAUAGCUGCUGUGAAAAUGAUUAAAUUCGUUUUCUAAA